Messenger RNA from Helobdella robusta, 2646 nucleotides. RefSeq lists its product as hypothetical. The transcript is spliced from 3 exons. Gene Ontology annotation, molecular function: nucleic acid binding; zinc ion binding. The record is from RefSeq and is a predicted model, not a curated record. Bases 1 to 2646 code for a protein of 881 amino acids. NCBI's taxonomy places the organism in Eukaryota, Metazoa, Annelida, Clitellata, Rhynchobdellida, Glossiphoniidae.
AUGGUGGACAGGCAGCUUAGAUCAAGGACAGGCAUGUCGGAACCGGAGGAAGGGGUUAACGUUACGGACCCCGUACAAAUGAUGCAACUGAGGAAGUUGGAGUUGGAGAUGCAGAUUCUGAAGGAAGCAGCAGAUCAAGAUAGGCAAAUAAAGAAGGAAGCAGCAGAACGAGAGAAAGAGAAAGUUGAACGACAGCUAGAAUUAGAAAAAGAAGACAAGAAAUUACGCAGAGAAGCUGAACUGGGGAUGAAGGCUCAAGAGAACAAAAUCACAUUGAAGAGUUCCAUAACUGGUAUAAUCCGAAGAUUUAGCCCAAUGAUGGGGUUAUGCCCAACGGAUCCCCGGGAGUUACCAGCGUAUUUUCAAAGAAUUGAAGGAAUGUUUGAUAGUUAUGAAAUCACUGAAGAUAUACGAGCAGAGCUGUUGGUAGCAAAUAUGGAGACGAAGAUGAAAACAGUUUUGAAUGAAUUAAAAGGGGAAGACUAUCAGAAUUAUGAAGCCAUCAAGCAACGUAUCAUACAUUCAUGUCGGUUCAGUCCUAUGAAACUUCGCGAUGAAUUUGAUCUAGCUAGGAAGAAAAGUGAUGAAACAUUCCCAGCAUUUGCCGCGAAAUUACAUAGCCACCUUAGAUUCUACUUUCAAAGUCGUGGUAUCGAGAAUUUGGAUCGGGCGAUGUCAUUGUUGGUUGUAGACCGGAUGAAAGAAUUGCUCCCUAAAGUUUUGUUAGAACAUGUGUUGACCCAGGAGGGUGAGAGUUGGUUACAACAUGAACAAAUGGCUGAUGUUCUAGAGACGUUCGAGGCAAACAUGAACAUGAGGUCGUCAACGGCAGCUGUUUCUGAUUAUAGGCUACACCACUUGUCGGAACAAAGGGGAAAACACCCACCUUGGCCCUUGAAAGAUGAUAAGAGGGGACCAAUUUCAAAGAUGGGCUGUUACAAGUGUGGUAAUGUGGGUCAUCUGGCCAAGUUUUGCACUCAGAGGUCUAGCUUGGGGAAACCGGUAAGGAAAAUCAUGAAAUGUCACGUCUCUUCUGCGUCUCGAGGUCUGAAUUCACAUGACAAUGGAGCUAUUCAAGCCGACAAAUAUUUCACGAGACCAUUUGUGGACGUUCAAAUACAGUCUGGUCCAGUCUGUAAGGCCUUGGUAGACAGUGGGGCAGAGGUUUGUGAAAUAUCACAAGAUUUAUGCCAGAGGUUGAAGCUUCCACGAAUGGAAAAGAUGAGAAUCAGGGGAUGGAAUGGGCAGCCUACAGAAGUUGAUGGGACAUGGGUGAUGUUGUUGCCAAGUUCAAAGGAAGGGGAAAGCAUUGCGCCAGCAAUCAGGGUGUGGUGUGCGGUGGUUCCUAAUACUGGUGAACAGUUAAUCAUCACCCCACAGAUAGUGGAGUUGUUGAAUAUAUCAGAACCAUACACAAUGCCUGCCAUGAGGGCCGGUACAUUGGUAGGUGAUUUACCGGUGAUGUCUGAACAUGACGAAAGUCUAAAAUACUACGACGUUGAAGAUUCCGGGUUGAAAUGCCAGGGGCGAUGCGGACGACGAGGUGUAGGUCAGGUCGGUGAUAUUAUAAGAAAGUUAGAUGACAACAACAACAACUUUAAUAAAUUCGUUCAUGAUAAAAGCAACAACAACAGCGUUGAUAAAUUUGUUCAUGCCAUCAACAACAGCAACGUUAAUAAAUUUGUUUAUGACAACAACAAUGGUGUUGGUAAUUCAGAUGUCGGUAAUGUUGGUAGAUCAGAUGUCAGAGGUGCAGGCAAAUCAUAUGGCGGUAAUGUUGGUAGAUCAGAGGUCGGGGGUGUUGGUAAUUCAGAUGUCGGUAAUGUUGGUAGAUCAGAUGUCGAGGGUGUAGGUAAAUCAGAUGUCGGUAAUGUUGGUAGAUCAGAUGUCGGGGGUGUUGGUAAUUCAGAUGUCGGUAAUGUUGGUAGAUCAGAUGUCAGAGGUGCAGGUAAAUCAGAUGUCGGUAAUGUUGGUAGAUCAGAUGUCGAGGGUGUAGGUAAAUCAGAUGUCGGUAAUGUUGGUAGAUUAGAAGUCGGUAGAGCCGGGAAAUCAGAUGUCGGUGGUACACGUAGAUCAGAUGUCGGUGGUAUAUGCAAGUCAGAUGUUGCUGAGGUAAAUAACUUGACUGCUGCUACAAAGAGAUCAGAAAACGACAGGCCUAACGAAGAUGAUGGUGAGGAUGAAGGUGGAGGGGCUGAAGAUGACGAUAUGAUUGAUGAACUGGCAGUGGAAGAAGACAACCCAAUAAAAUUUAAUAAUUGUAAGGUUGGUGUGAUGGAAGCUGAGGAUGGCCAACCAGAGGAGGAAGGUGAAGAUGAUCAUGAUUGUGGAGAUGGUGAUGACGAUGGGAGGGAAUUUUCAGAUGACAACAAAGUUGGUAUUGUGGCAGGUCAUAACAAAGUUCUAGAUAAAGAUGAUGAGGGUGAAGCCCAGGUGGAUGAGGACGAAGGAAGUUGUGGGUUAGAAAAGGACAGACAUUUGAAGAACCAAACAUAUCGAAACGAGAAGAAACCUCGAGAAAUAACCCUGGUGCACCGUGUUGUCCGGAGGCCGUCGCUACAACAGCAUUCGCACACCCCAGUCACACAACAACAGGGCAGUGACUACAUGAAGAAAUAUACCCACGCAGGGUCUCAGAAGCGCUAA